CCGACUUCAAAUCGACUGGUUCUGACCGGUUUCGUUGCGGAAUAAUCCUACAUCAAGAGAUUUUACAACAAGGAAGUUCUUUGAUCUAAUAAUAUUCUUUCGAAAGAUGGCAACUGAAGAUGAAUCUAAGAAAGUUGUUGCGACAUUCAAGCUGGUCCUUGUUGGUGAUGGUGGAACCGGGAAAACAACGUUCGUAAAACGCCAUUUAACAGGAGAAUUCGAGAAAAAAUAUGUCGCAACUCUUGGAGUAGAAGUCCACCCCUUGGUAUUUUACACUAGCAGAGGAGCAAUCAGAUUCAAUGUAUGGGAUACAGCUGGACAAGAAAAGUUUGGAGGAUUAAGAGAUGGUUAUUACAUACAAGGGCAGUGUGCUAUAAUCAUGUUUGAUGUCACUUCAAGAGUCACAUACAAAAAUGUCCCAAAUUGGCAUCGUGAUUUGGUGCGAGUCUGUGAAGGAAUUCCCAUAGUGCUUUGUGGUAAUAAAGUGGAUAUUAAGGAAAGGAAAGUAAAGGCCAAGUCAAUCACAUUUCACAGAAAGAAGAAUCUGCAGUACUACGACAUAAGUGCCAAAAGUAACUACAAUUUUGAAAAACCAUUCUUGUGGCUAGCAAAGAAGCUUGUUGGUGAUGCUAACUUGGAAAUCAUCGAGAUGCCAGCCCUUGAGCCCCCAGCUGUGAAUAUGGACCCUAAUUUGGCUGCCAAAUAUGAGCAAGACUUACAAGAAGCUCAGAACACAGCCCUACCUGAUGAAGAUGAUGAAGAUAUAUAAAUACAAGAACAAGUCAAGGGGUGCUAAUUGGCAUUUGUGUCUAAGAUAAAGAUCAAAGAUUCUACCUAUACUGCAAAAAAUGUAAAUGUUAAAGAACAUAUUGCAAUAUCGUACACCAAACGAACAGCCACAUCUAGUCUAUUGAAAUGUUUAUUCAGUUAAAGCUAUUAAUUUCCACCUUUACUGGUUUAUGUGUGCCAGGAAGAUCUAUCAGAAACUGUGGUUACUCAAACAUGUUUCAAUAUGACCUAUUUUAGUAGGAAUAGCCUGUUUAUUACAUUCCUUUUGAUAUGCACUGUUGGAAGAUUGUAUAUCAAGAAGCUUAAAGCUGAAAACAAAUGAAAUAGUAUGUGUUUAUUUAAUUUCUCAUUGAACUAUCUAGAACAAGAUGUAAGGCUUUAUAAGACCAUUUUCUACAAAAUAAAAUUUUAUGAUGAUU
Messenger RNA from Actinia tenebrosa (Australian red waratah sea anemone), 1208 nucleotides. RefSeq names its product GTP-binding nuclear protein Ran. Gene Ontology annotation, biological process: protein import into nucleus; ribosomal subunit export from nucleus. The record is from RefSeq and is a predicted model, not a curated record. Gene Ontology annotation, cellular component: nucleus; cytoplasm. Lineage: Eukaryota; Metazoa; Cnidaria; Anthozoa; Actiniaria; Actiniidae. Gene Ontology annotation, molecular function: GTPase activity; GTP binding.